AUGUUCAAGCGUAGUUCGUCUAGACUAGGUUACUCAUUGUUGCGCAGUCGUGCACAAGUGUGCGUAAAAGCUUCCUUAGGUAAUAGUGGAGUGUUACUGAAGAGGUUUGUAUCAACUGAACCAGAGAAGGUCUUCUCUAAAAUCACAGAUGAAAAUGAUAGUCAAAGAGAGGGUAUAUUCAAGUACUCGUGGGGGUCAUGGUUAGUGAAUAACGAAUUUGAGAGAGAAAAGAGGACAACAAGAUUUUCCAUCGAAGGCCUGUCUAGUGUAGUAAAUGAUCUUUAUAAAGAUGUCAUGAAUUUUAAGACAGACGCAUCUAAGAAGUUGAUUUUUAAGCCCAAUUCCACAGUGACUCUGGCUGAUAAUGCUAGUGCUGCUCUUCUAGAUAGACUGAAUGCCAAAGAAGGGUUAGUACAAAUUAAGACAAUUGCAAGUAUCCAUGAGGGCAAACACCAUAGAAUUUAUAAGAUAUCGACAAGUGUACCAUCAGAAAGUUUUAUCUUACGUAUACCAUACACAAAAAUUGAUCAAACUGCGACUGAUUACAUUCCAAAUAGAAUCAAAUCAGAGGUAGCUACUAUGGAUUUUAUAGCAAAUAAGGCCAAAAAUUUGACUAUUCCAAAAGUCUAUAGUUAUUCCACUACACCUGAAAAUCCUCUAAAGUGGCCUUACAUUUUGGAAGAAUACAUUGAAGGUGAUUUACUCAUGAAAAAAUGGGAUCCUUUAGUAGAUGAUGAUCCAAAUGGGAAGCCGCCAUCUGAUAAACUCAAAAAUAUUAUUGACAUUGUUGCUGAUUUGCAUAAGGAGAUCAAUUCAAUAAAGUUUGAAACCAAAGAUAUUUUGGGAGGUGGAUCAAUUUAUUUUAAAGAUGAUAUUGAUCCGAAGUUGACGACAGGCUCAAUUAUUGAUGACAAAUGGGUCAUCGGCCCCGUCAUGGAGAGAGCCUUUUGGAGAAAGAAGGAGUCAAUGAAAGGUAUUAAAAGUGAAUUCUUGGGCCCCUGGAAUAAAAUAGGUUCUGAAAUGGAUUUGGUUAAAAAUUUGGGUGCCAUUGAACUUGAAAAUGCAAAGAUUAGACUAUUAGAAACAGCAGAUUCUGAAUUAAAGGAAAUGAUUAAUGGUCAAGUGCAAAGUUUUGAAAAUUUGAUUAAGUUGGCACCAAAGCUCUUUUCUUCUUCCAACUCGAAGAUUCCUAACAUUAAGGAUUUAUUAAGACCCACAUUAUUCCAUCCUGAUCUUGAUCCAAUGAACAUUAUCGUAAAUAAGACCACGGGGAAGCGAGUUCUGUUAGAUUUUGAAGGUUCGGUUAUUAAACCGUUUAUAUUACAGAGUUCACCAAGGUUUGUGGAAUACAACGGUCCCAAAAUUUAUAAUAUUAAGAAUGAUGUACCUGAUUUUGAAAAAAUGAAUGAAAAUGAAAAGGCACAGUACUUAUUUAUUUAUAAACGUACACGUAAUGAAUAUCUCUGGGAAAACGCUUUAAAUGAAAGGUUACCAACUUUAAUCACUUCAAUGGCACCGCCUAUUAAAUUACUGAGAAGCCCUUACAUAUUUGCUGCUGAAAGAAAGACAGAAGAUGGAUAUUUACUUAUUGAUGAAAGUCUUAUCCAAUUGAAACAAGUGUGGUCUGAACUUUUCAAACAUAGGUUGGUCCAAAGCAAGGAUAUUCCUAUAACAAUGACGGAUGAACAGAUUAAAAAGCAUGUUCAAGAUAUGAAUAAAUUGAAUGAUAAGUUGAUGAAGAAUCCAUUUGCUGCUACUCAAGGAUGGAUUCCACAGGAUAUGUUUGAUAAUCUCUUGAAAGCUGGCAUGCUCGUCAAGGACAAAGAUGGUAACUACACCACCAAAUUGGUGAAGUAA
This is a messenger RNA of Kazachstania africana CBS 2517, 1857 nucleotides long. RefSeq names its product Aim9p (gene AIM9). Gene Ontology annotation, cellular component: mitochondrion. The transcript has a single exon. Lineage: Eukaryota; Fungi; Ascomycota; Saccharomycetes; Saccharomycetales; Saccharomycetaceae. The record is from RefSeq and is a predicted model, not a curated record. The coding region runs from base 1 to 1857 and encodes 618 amino acids.